AUGUCUUUUACCACUGAAGUAGGAGAGAUAAGUAUUAAUCUAUGUCCCAAUGAGAAAGAUAGUAAUAAAACAGAGGUGAGGCUUGUCGAUGAAGUAAGGUUUAACAAAUUAGAGAAUAAAUCAAGUUUAGGACAAAACUGUCUAUUAGGGGGAAAAAGUGUUUUAACAGCUAUAGAAGAUGGGUAUUUUAAAAGAAAUAGCAGCGUAUUUGAAGAGUUAGAUAAGGAUAUUAAACAGUCAGAUUAUACAAUAGAAAAUCCAUCUAGCUUUCUAGUGGUGGGUAAUAAAAAUCAACCACUCAAAGUAAAUGCAAGGGGAUAUGGUCCAGGAUUAUGA
Messenger RNA from Parnassius apollo (apollo), 336 nucleotides. NCBI's taxonomy places the organism in Eukaryota, Metazoa, Arthropoda, Insecta, Lepidoptera, Papilionidae. The record is from the annotation of a GenBank genome assembly.